AUGGAGAUAUUGACAAGCCUGUACACCAUCAUUAUAACCAGCAUUCCUUACAGCUCGGUAUCUUUUCUUACCCCAAAGGGAAUUCUAUCCUGUAGCAUUCACUGUCGAGAAGGAUGUGUUGCCUUCACUUAUAACGAACUAACUUCCAGUUGUAACUUGGUGUCUGAAUUCUAUACAGGAACCCCACCGAUUUCUCCUACUAGGUUUUAUAUGAAAAACAUUAACUGUCCACUGUUAGAUGAGUAUAAAUACAUUACAAUGGGAACAACCAAGGCUUGUGUGAAAUUUAUCUCUUAUACCCCGCAUUGGUUUGAUGCUCAAACUGUUUGUCAGGCAGAAGGUGGAUUUCUGAUUCAAUUUAAAACGAUAGAGAAAACUAAUAUGAUAAACCAGUAUAUUACAGACCGACUGAGUAUUUAUGAUCAAUGGUGGAUCGGUUUUCGGGAUAAAUAUGAUAAUAAUGUAUCCUACUGGCUUGAUGAUGACAUACUGAGUCGAUACGAUCCUAGAUGGUAUCCUGGUGAGCCUUCUUUUCAUUCUUAUGGCAAACAUGACGAUUGUGGGGUACUAAAAGAAGGGAAAUUUUGGGAUUAUUACUGUAUUAAUCCUUUGAAGUUUAUUUGUGAAAAGACUAUUUAG
Lottia gigantea (owl limpet) is the source of this 639-nucleotide messenger RNA. RefSeq lists its product as hypothetical. Bases 1 to 639 code for a protein of 212 amino acids. Lineage: Eukaryota; Metazoa; Mollusca; Gastropoda; Lottiidae. The transcript has 3 exons. The record is from RefSeq and is a predicted model, not a curated record.